Messenger RNA from Phyllostomus hastatus (greater spear-nosed bat), 1406 nucleotides. RefSeq names its product Rab interacting lysosomal protein like 2 (gene RILPL2). Lineage: Eukaryota; Metazoa; Chordata; Mammalia; Chiroptera; Phyllostomidae. Bases 349 to 978 code for a protein of 209 amino acids. Gene Ontology annotation, cellular component: ciliary basal body; cytoplasm. The transcript has 4 exons. Gene Ontology annotation, molecular function: protein dimerization activity. Gene Ontology annotation, biological process: cilium assembly. The record is from RefSeq and is a predicted model, not a curated record.
CUCCAGGGGCGGGCCGCGAGCCGCAGCUCCGCCCCCAGUCUGCAAUAGCUCCCAGGCAGGGAGCCAGCUCCGCUACGCCGUAACCUCUCCGUUCCUCUUUUCGGCUGCCCAGCCUUUCCGAGGACCUUUGGUGCCACCAGCCACAUCCUGGAGGUGCUCCCCUGCAGCGGGACAGAGCUCGGGGCGCCGGGCGCCCCCCUAUCCGCGCCCUCACCCCUCGGCCGUGCCGAUUGGCCGCCCCGGGACCACCCCCGCGGACAGGCAGGGUCCUCCGCCGGCGGAAAGUUUUCUGCGUCCGGAAGAAGUUGCACGUCCGGAGACUCCGAGGCUGCAGGGCUCCGUGCGGCCAUGGAAGAAGCCCCUUUGCGAGAGGAGGAAGAAGAGGAAGAGGAGGGGGACGAGGCUGGGCCCGAGGGGGCUCUCAGCAAGAGCCCCUCCCAGCUAACCACCGAGGAUGUGUACGACAUCUCCUACGUGGUGGGCCGUGAGCUGAUGGCCCUGGGCAGCGAUCCCCGGGUGACACAGCUGCAGUUCAAAAUCGUCCGCGUCCUGGAGAUGCUGGAGACGCUGGUGACGGAGGGCAGCCUGACCGCAGAGGAGCUGAGAUUGGAGCGGGACAGCCUGCGGAAGGAGGUGGAGGGGCUGCGGCGGCAGGGCUCGGAGGCCAGCCCGGAGGUGACCCUGGGGCCAGACAAGAUGGUGGUUGACCUGAGGGAUCCCGGCCGCCCGCGCUUCACCCUCCAGGAGCUGCGGGACGUGCUGCAGGAGCGCAACAAGCUCAAGGCCCAGCUGCUGCUGGCGCAGGAGGAGCUGCAGUGCUACAAGAGUGGCCUGAUUCCACCCAGAGAAGGCCCAGGAGCAAGAAGAGGACAGGAAACUCUGGUUGCGGUUGCGAGGGCCAGCAAUGCCAGGAGAAGCAAGGAGGAGAAGACCAUCAUAGGGAAGCUGUUCUCUUUCCGGUCUGGGAAGCAGACAUAGAUCUAAGGCAGCGGCUCUCAGACUCGAGAAGGCAGCCCAGCAGGAAAACCUCAGAAUCCGCUCAGCGCCACGCAGACCCACGCACUUUCUGCCUUGUUUCCCCUCAAAGCCGUCCGAGGCGGAAGGACGAGGGGUUCUCACGUUCGCCGUCUCCUGGCUGCAGACCUGGACAUUCCCGGGGGCCUGGCCAGGGCGGGGGAGUGGCCUCAGGAAAGCGGAAGAAAGCACAGCCACCACCCGCCCACGUCAGCCGCCGGGAGGGGCUCAGGGUUCCGCCCCUCCGGCCCCACGCGCGGCCCGCCCACGGGGAGACGGCGUAAGCCCGAGAGCAUGGCGCUGGCAUUCCGGGGACCUCACCGACGCGCAGCGGGCGUCUGACUUGCCUAACGUGACUUUUGUAUUAAAGCGAGAUGACUUUCCUACUUUAA